Messenger RNA from Phyllopteryx taeniolatus (common seadragon), 3537 nucleotides. RefSeq names its product solute carrier family 17 member 6a (gene slc17a6a). Gene Ontology annotation, cellular component: excitatory synapse; synaptic vesicle membrane. NCBI's taxonomy places the organism in Eukaryota, Metazoa, Chordata, Actinopteri, Syngnathiformes, Syngnathidae. Gene Ontology annotation, biological process: synaptic transmission, glutamatergic; neurotransmitter loading into synaptic vesicle; transmembrane transport. The coding region runs from base 500 to 2248 and encodes 582 amino acids. The record is from RefSeq and is a predicted model, not a curated record. Gene Ontology annotation, molecular function: L-glutamate transmembrane transporter activity; neurotransmitter transmembrane transporter activity. The transcript has 12 exons.
GCGGGGCUCCGGUUGCACACAGGUGGAGCGCUCCUCCUCUGUCCGUGGUGCUGAAAGCUUCUCUCACUCCGGACGCGAACCUCCUCCACCGGCCGCCUAAAACCUGCAAGCCCAUCCAAUAUCCCCAACGAGCUUUCCCACUAUUACAUCUUGAUACACGCGUCUUUCUAACGGCCAGUGGAUCUUAAAAAAAAGAAAAGAAAAAAGAAAAUGGCUCUGCGUGGAUUAAGAGACUGCGCAAGGCAAAAACGGAUUUACAGGAGCCCCGCUUUGUGACUGUGGAAGCAGUCUUUGCACACUGAGCGUCUUCGUCCUUUCCUUAUUCAAGCUCCAUUGGAUCUCCAGAAUACAAGACGUUUCUCUUGAGGGGGGGUUGGGGGGGGGGGGGGGGGGGAGCGCAACGAAAACUCGAAUUAUUCGGAUUAUACUGACAAUAUGAACAUACAUCACUUGCUUUUCUUAUUCUAGAAUAGUCGUGCAGUGAUCAUUUUUGGGGGACAUGGAGCCUGAGAGCAGUGAGGGAGCUGUUCCAAAGACUAAAGAGGGACUAAAACAGAUCGCAGGGAAGGCCCUGGGAAGUCUGUACAGGAGGUUGGAGAAGCGGCAGCAGACGGGCGAGGCCAUCGAGCUGACCGACGAUGGGCGGCCCCGGGCCGAGCAGGGCCGCAGGGGGCCCCUGUGCGACUGCACGUGCUUCGGACUUCCACGCAGGUACAUCAUCGCCAUGCUGAGCGGCCUGGGCUUCUGCAUCUCCUUCGGCAUCCGCUGCAACCUGGGCGUGGCCAUCGUCAGCAUGGUCAACAACAGCACCAUCCACCAGAACGGCAAGAUCAUCAUUAAAGAGAAAGCGAAAUUUAACUGGGACCCCGAGACGGUGGGGAUGAUCCAUGGCUCCUUCUUCUGGGGUUACAUCGUCACCCAAAUUCCAGGGGGAUAUAUUUCCUCCAGACUGGCUGCCAACAGGGUUUUCGGGGCUGCCAUUGUGCUCACAUCCAUCCUGAACAUGUUCAUCCCCUCUGCGGCCCGCGCGCACUACGGAUGCGUCAUCUUUGUGAGGAUAUUACAAGGCUUGGUUGAGGGAGUGACUUAUCCAGCGUGUCACGGCAUCUGGAGUAAAUGGGCUCCUCCGCUGGAGAGGAGUCGUCUGGCAACCAUCUCUUUCUGUGGAUCCUACGCUGGUGCGGUCAUAGCCAUGCCUCUCGCUGGAAUCUUAGUCCAGUACACAGGGUGGUCGUCCGUCUUCUACGUGUACGGCACCUUUGGCUUAAUCUGGUACAUGUUUUGGAUCUUGGUGUCCUACGAGAGCCCGGCCGAGCACCCGACCAUCACGGAGGAGGAGCGCCGUUACAUCGAGGAGAGCAUCGGCGAGAGCGCCCAGCUGACGGGCGCCAUGGAGAAAUUCAAGACCCCUUGGAGAAAGUUCUUCACCUCCAUGCCCGUCUAUGCAAUUAUUGUGGCAAACUUCUGCAGGAGUUGGACCUUUUAUCUCCUGCUCAUCAGCCAGCCUGCUUACUUUGAAGAAGUGUUUGGCUUUGAAAUAAGCAAGGUCGGAAUAGUGUCAGCGCUCCCCCACCUGGUCAUGACCAUCAUCGUGCCCUUAGGAGGCCAGUUAGCCGACUACCUGCGUACACACAACAUCCUGUCCACCACCACGGUCCGCAAGAUCAUGAACUGUGGAGGAUUCGGUAUGGAGGCCACCCUCCUCCUGGUGGUGGGUUAUUCUCACAGUAAGGGGAUAGCUAUCUCCUUCUUGGUGCUGGCGGUGGGCUUUAGUGGCUUUGCAAUAUCAGGUUUUAAUGUCAACCAUUUAGACAUCGCUCCACGUUACGCCAGCAUCCUCAUGGGCAUCUCCAAUGGCGUGGGCACCCUGUCAGGGAUGGUCUGCCCUCUAAUCGUGGGAGCCAUGACAAAGAAUAAGACUCGGGAAGAGUGGCAGUACGUCUUCCUGAUUGCCUCCCUGGUGCAUUACGGGGGCGUGGUCUUCUACGGGAUCUUCGCAUCCGGGGACAAACAGCCGUGGGCUGACCCGGAGGAGACCAGCGACGAGAAGUGCGGUUUCAUUGAUGAAGACGAGCUGGCCGAAGAGACGGGCGACAUCACGCAGGGUUACGGCGUCAUGGGCGGGCCCGCUAAAGGCUACGGGGCCACCGCACAGCUCAAUGGAGGAUGGGUGCAGGACUGGGAUAAGACGGAGGAGUAUGUUCAGGAACCAGCCGGGAAGAUGUACUCAGAGCGAGGCUACUCUUAAGAGCAGAUACCCGUAUGUCUAAUUUCCAUCAAAGAUUGCACAAUUGAACAUUAUAGAUAGAUGAUUCCAUUCUGUGUAUUCUAGUUGUACGGCGGUUCCGGUUUCUAACAGCCAGUGUAAUGGGGAGUCCACGUUAGAUUCCCACACACUUCUCAUCCCAUCCACAGUCAGCGUAGAGAGGUUGCAAAGCAAGCUGCAGGCAUACGUUGUAGUCUUAGGCACCCAAACCUCAUCAGUUUACUUGAACAACACGAGCCAGACGACACUGCAGUAGACCAUCACAAAAGGUCUCUCUCCUAUUGCACUGAAACUACGACAAGAAUUCUAAUAAAAAAACAGAUUAUAUUGUGUUUUAUGUACUGUAUAUACCUGUAUACUGUUUCUGUGAGACUAUUGUGGAUUUGGGUCGUUGAUCUGUGUUUAACAUUGAUAUAAAAAGGCCAUAUUUUUCAUGGACAGCACCUUUUCAGGGAGACGGCUGCUUGCAAAAAAGGGUCUCCUCCUCCUCGAGCGAGACGUGUAAUACUCUCGAGGACAAAAAUAGGGCGAGUGAACCUUAGGAUUGUUGUGUGUGUUUGUUGCAUGACUUUGCGCCAGUCAAUGUUGAGCUGCUGCGUUGUCCUCAUUCAUCCACCCGCCAUGACAGAUGAGAAAAUAAACUAUGUGCAAUGCGAUGGUGAGGUGAGACAAAUCAAGAGGUCGGUUGUUCAUCCGAGUUUGGUGUGCACUGCAAUAAACCCUGUGUAAUGGCUGCUACCCACCACCUUCUGUUUUUGUAACGUAACACUGGCUUGUUGUUUCAAACUGUUCUUGUUUUGGAGUCAUGUGAUGAUCACCGAUAAGAUGCGUGCUUUUAACAAUUUUACCCAUGUCCCGAGAAUCCAGCUUUAGUGCUCAUUUUGCCGACUUUUGACAGUGAAGAAUGCAGUACUGUAUGUGGACGACUCCUUUGGUGUUUCUUGCUUCUUUUCACUCAAGCGACUUUAUGGACGCAUGAGUAGCCCACAUCCAUUCAAAGAAGGCUCUCCCAUUUGAAUUUCUUUGCUACUUUGCUCCACCAUUUGCUGUAUGAAAUCUGCAAGGAUGUUUAAAAUAUAUAAAUAUUUAAGAAUGUUUCAGAUGGGCAAAAUAUGUUAUUAUGGCAUUGUGCCGGAAGUCAAUGUAUACAGAUAAAUGUGAUUUUAUGGAUACAAAUAUUGUGUUUAACAAAGAGGUAUGUUGAUGUUAAAAUGUGCGAUAAAAAUGUUCAUUUUUAAAAAAAAACAAAACAAUAACAACGCAAAACUCCU